Molecule: messenger RNA, 1579 nt
Organism: Daucus carota subsp. sativus
Lineage: Eukaryota; Viridiplantae; Streptophyta; Magnoliopsida; Apiales; Apiaceae
Product: F-box/kelch-repeat protein At3g23880
Exons: 2
Coding region: 49-1212 (387 amino acids)
Molecular function (GO): protein binding
Source: RefSeq, a predicted model, not a curated record
UAGAUAUACACUAGCACAAAAGGACUUCAGGAAACUAAAACAAAGGCCAUGGGUCAAAACGUCAAAAAGAAGAUCACGGCGGCGCAGCUGCCGGAGGAGCUGAUCCGGGAGGAGAUCCUUACACGACUCCCGAUAAAGUCGGCGGUGCGUUUCAAAAUCGUAUCUAAAUCAUGGCUCUCUCUAUUUUCCGACCCUAAUUUCGUGAAAAAGCAUCUCAAAUACAACUCUUCUCAAAACCCUAAUGACUACGACUGUCUGGUGGCUGCUAAACACAGCAGAAUCGUCGUUCUCUCUCGCUACAAAGAAACGUUUGUGCUGCCUUCCGAUAAUUACGAGAUGGUUGGUUCUGUUCAGGGCUUAAUUUGUCUCCGUCGCGACAAAAAGUUGUCGUUAUGGAACCCUGCUAUUCAUCAGUCCAGGGAGUUCACUCUUCCGACAGAACAUCUUGAACGUCAUGGUGAUCUGAGCCGCAUCGGACUCGGUUUCGAUCAUACAUGUAAUGAUUACAAGGUGGUUGUCUGCUAUGUGUCGGGUGAUUCUCGGUAUGGUUGUGUUUACUCGGGGAAUUCUGAUUCGUGGAGCGAUGUGUUUGUUCCUGAUAAUGUGUUUUUCAGAACUAAAAAAAAGGACUGGGAGAAGCAUGGACCCGAAAUUAUUGUUAAGGACUGUCCUCAUUGGACAUGCCGCACGUAUCUGUCUAAUAAUGGGUUUGUUCGAUCUGUGAUUGUCGUGAAGUUUGAGAUGGGGAGUAAUGAAUUUAAGUUGUUGCCGGAGUUUAAGUUUGAUGCAAGUGAACAGAAUCGGGAACGUGGCAAGCACUUUGCACUUGUAACUAUGAAUGAUUGUCUUACUUUGAUGGCGUAUAAGCCGUCUAAAGAGAGUGUUGUGGAUGUUUAUUCAUUGGACGAGGAGGGUUCGUUUGUUUGGAGUAAAAUGUAUAGUGUUGGACCUCUUGAUCUUUAUACCCAUUAUUUGGACUUAACACAGGGUUUUAGGCAUGGGGGAGAGUUUGUAUGUCAUAGUUGCGGAAAUUUUGUCUGCUAUGAUCCCAAAAAAAAAACAGUCAAGCGACUUGCUGGUACUACUUCUCAUAUGAAUCUGGGAAGCUGCUUUACAUAUGUGCCUAGUUUGGUUUACCUUCAAGGAAUGAAGACUGUUCAUGUGCAAACCCAAGCUCGUAUAUCUGCCGCAACUUUAAAGACUAGGAAAUGAAAUAAUAGUCCGACCUCAGAAUCUUUUGAGAAUCCAUCCAGUGUCUGCUCUAUCCUAUUGGCAACAACUUGUUGAAUAUGCAUUGUCUCAAAAGAAUGCAGUCACCAGGGCUCAUCAUAUUUGGAGAGAAAUAAACUCGCGGCUUCAGGACAGAGCCUUGCGUGAUCCCACGGCUUUAUGGGUAAAAGAGUAUUGCUUGAUCAGGCCAAGUCAUUAAUGCUAACUUGGUUGAUGCUAGGAGCUCAUUUACUUGUACUAUUUGAUACCCUUGCCAAGUUAACACUUAUUUGAGUAGCUGAAUUAUUUUCUUAUUGGUGCUGGGGUGCCUAGCAGCAUUGCUUUAUGAGUAAUCCGUCACUUGGCUCUU